AUGGGAGAAGUCCAAAAGGGCUUGUUUUCUGUCAUUGAGAAGCUAAAAGGCACGACAGAACAGGAGCUUCGGAUAGUCCUUCUUGGUCUGGAUAAUGCUGGGAAGACCACCUUACUGAAACAGCUUGCCUCUGAAGAUGUCAACACUAUCACCCCAACCCAGGGCUUCAAUAUUAAAAGUGUAACCUGUCAUGGUAUGAAACUGAAUGUGUGGGACAUCGGUGGACAGAGGAAGAUACGUCCCUUCUGGAAAAAAUAUCUCGAGAACACAGAUUUGUUGAUCUACGUCAUUGACAGUGCCGACAAGAAGAGGUUCGAAGAAACAGGCCUGGAGCUUUCAGAGCUGAUUGAUGAGGAGAAUCUGAAGGGAGUGCCAGUGCUCAUCUUUGCCAAUAAGCAGGACUUGGCCACAGCGUCCCCAGCCAGCGAGAUUGCAGAGGGGCUCAACCUUCACACAUACCGAGACAGGGAGUGGCAGAUCCAGGCCUGCUCGGCUGUAUCUGGAGAGGGAGUACAGGAUGGAAUGAAUUGGAUCAGCAACAAUAUUGUAAAUAAGAAGAAAUGA
Colossoma macropomum (tambaqui) is the source of this 564-nucleotide messenger RNA. It is a transcript of the gene arl3l1, whose product is annotated as ADP ribosylation factor like GTPase 3, like 1. Bases 1 to 564 code for a protein of 187 amino acids. The transcript is spliced from 6 exons. Gene Ontology annotation, cellular component: cytoplasm; microtubule cytoskeleton. Gene Ontology annotation, molecular function: GTPase activity; GTP binding. Gene Ontology annotation, biological process: cilium assembly. Lineage: Eukaryota; Metazoa; Chordata; Actinopteri; Characiformes; Serrasalmidae. The record is from RefSeq and is a predicted model, not a curated record.